ACAGAGCCCACAUCUCGCCUGAGAAGUUGAUGCGGAUUGAGAAAGACAGCAAGUGGCAACUAAUAGCAUUUGACUGAUGCUCAUCCUGGUCACAGAUGAUCCUGAUGCUGUUGCCGCGGUGGCAAUGCCGUCUUGUCUUCAUGAUUGCCCUUUAUUCCGUGGCGGCUACAUGUUUAGCCGCUGGAUUACCACCCGCCAUGCAGCAAGCUUUCAUCCACCUCUUCCUCUCCAGAUUUUCGUCUUCGGAUACGACCUGCCUGUGGAAGGGCGGUAUUCACCAUUACAGAUGUUCGCGAUUAUGUGCCAUCCAAACAGUUUGUGAUACUUUUGUCUUGAUCAUGGGUUAACGCUGUCCAGAUACCCACAUACGUACCGUGUACAUUUUAUUUUACCCAAGGGGGUGGAAAGCUUCAAGACUCAGCCGUGUAACAGUC
Neurospora hispaniola is the source of this 434-nucleotide messenger RNA. RefSeq lists its product as uncharacterized. The transcript has a single exon. NCBI's taxonomy places the organism in Eukaryota, Fungi, Ascomycota, Sordariomycetes, Sordariales, Sordariaceae. Bases 96 to 347 code for a protein of 83 amino acids. The record is from RefSeq and is a predicted model, not a curated record.